Eurytemora carolleeae is the source of this 605-nucleotide messenger RNA. RefSeq names its product ephrin-B1. NCBI's taxonomy places the organism in Eukaryota, Metazoa, Arthropoda, Copepoda, Calanoida, Temoridae. The transcript has 3 exons. Gene Ontology annotation, biological process: axon guidance; ephrin receptor signaling pathway. The coding region runs from base 84 to 590 and encodes 168 amino acids. Gene Ontology annotation, molecular function: ephrin receptor binding. The record is from RefSeq and is a predicted model, not a curated record. Gene Ontology annotation, cellular component: plasma membrane.
CUCAGUUCGAUCUAACAUUCGUUGGAGUACACCACUGUCCGUCGUCGACAAAUGGACGUUUAAAAAUAAUUCUAAGUACUUUUAUGAGAACUUUGCGGUUUCCUAAAGCUGUUGUGAAGUAUGUGAACAUGUUGUUGUUGUUGUUGUUGUUGUUUGUGGAGCCUGGUUUGGGACGGGAUCCGAUCAACAUCUACUGGAACUCGACCAACCCAAUCUUCUCCUCGUCCAACCCCACCCUGAUCGACGUAAACAAGAACACGGGGCCGUGGGAGUAUGAUCAGAUUAAUAUCAUUUGUCCGUCGGGGCCCAGAACCACGGAGAAGCACGUCAUAUAUAGUGUUAAUAAAGAUGAGUUUGAUCGAUGUGAGGUUGGUAGCUCAGCCUCUGCUCUAAUAGUUGCAGUUUGUGAUCAACCUCAAAACUUUCUAUACUUUACAAUUACAUUCAGAUAUUUCUCCCCGUCUCCCCGACAGCUGGAGUUUAAACCUGGAGAAACCUAUUUCUUUAUUUCCACCUCGGAUCCAGAGAACCUUCUCCGGAGAAACGGAGGAUACUGUGAUACUCAUAAUAUGAAGAUUAAAUUCAGGUAAGACACUUCAUUUCUU